AUGGCUGCUAACGGCGUCGGGAAACCUAACCUGCAGAGUGGUGGCAAAAACAUUCGAUUUGUGGUCAUGAACAAUCUUCUGCCCUCUUCCAUCAAAAUACACGAAAAGUACGACCUAAAGGGCUCCUCUUACAAAAGAAAGGCUAGUGAACGCGAGCUCGCCAAAAGUUCCCCAACCCUUAAGGAUCUGGACUUCAAAGAAAGACACCCGGAAGGUAUCCUGUUAGAGGCCGACACCUACGAUGCCCUGAUGAAGACAAUCGAACGGGACUGUCGGGUAGGUUGCUUCUCUGUAAAUUAG
Molecule: messenger RNA, 300 nt
Organism: Dibothriocephalus latus
Lineage: Eukaryota; Metazoa; Platyhelminthes; Cestoda; Diphyllobothriidea; Diphyllobothriidae
Source: the annotation of a GenBank genome assembly